AUGCAGAAUCAAGAAAGCAAAUCCGUCAACAAUCUACGAGAAUACAUCACGUCAAUAAUGACUAAUGGAGGACCAGCACCCGCCGAAAUGGAUCGAUAUCAGACACUUGAGCGAACAUUAGAACAAUUUCAGGAAAAUGCGCGGCAAAUGGGCAUUGUCGCGAGUGAUUUUUUGCCAAGAAAUCAAGAGAAUUUCAACCACAAGAUCCACACACUCAUCACCGGACUGCAGGAAUUGGAUCGAGCUCGGAACAACUUUGACGAUAUUCGAAUACCACUAGAACUGCUUGAAUUUUUGGACCAAGGAAAAAACCCUCAACUUUACAACAAGGAAUGUCUCGAGAGAGUUCUCAAUAAAAAUCGACAGGUCAAUGGGAAGAUCGAGCUAUACAAACGAUUUCGUUCGCUUCUACUAAAAGAACUUGGAGAAGAAAUGCCAGAAGAAGUUGCCCAAUAUAGAUAUCAUCGCGGUGAAAACGAAAAACAAAGU
Mesorhabditis belari is the source of this 489-nucleotide messenger RNA. NCBI's taxonomy places the organism in Eukaryota, Metazoa, Nematoda, Chromadorea, Rhabditida, Rhabditidae. The record is from the annotation of a GenBank genome assembly.